AUGAAGUAUCUAAACUUAGUUUUCGUGCUUCAGCUUCUUAUUAGCAUCAAAUACGCCUCAUUCGGCCGAGCCUUUUCUCUUUUUGAAGAUGAUACCACCUUUGCCAAUUUGGAUAAACAGCUAAAGCUUCCACAGAAUACACAGCAAACCCUUAAAUUGGACCGUUUGAAUCACGAUGAUCCGCUGUUUACAACUUUUAUUUCUUCUGUGGACACAGAUUACAGUUUGAGACUUAGAACAGUAGAUCCUUCUAAACUAGGAAUUGACACCGUAAAACAAUGGUCGGGUUACAUGGACUAUAAGGAUUCCAAACACUUUUUUUACUGGUUUUUUGAAAGUAGGAACGAUCCUGCUAACGACCCAAUUAUUCUUUGGUUAAAUGGUGGACCUGGUUGUUCCUCGUUUACUGGGUUGCUAUUUGAACUAGGCCCCUCAUCAAUUGGCGCCGAUAUGAAACCAAUCCACAAUCCCUAUUCUUGGAAUAAUAACGCUUCAAUGAUCUUCUUAGAACAGCCACUCGGAGUCGGCUUUUCCUAUGGUGAUGAAAAAGUCUCCUCUACAAAAUUAGCAGGCAAAGAUGCGUACAUUUUCCUGGAAUUGUUUUUUGAAGCUUUUCCUCAUUUACGCUCCAACGAUUUCCACAUUGCAGGCGAAUCCUAUGCAGGACAUUAUAUCCCUCAAAUUGCACAUGAGAUCGUUGUCAAGAACCCUGAAAGAACGUUCAAUUUAACUUCAGUUAUGAUUGGUAAUGGUAUCACAGACCCUUUGAUUCAAGCAGAUUAUUAUGAACCAAUGGCAUGCGGGAAAGGGGGCUAUCACCCUGUUCUCUCAUCAGAAGAAUGUGAGAAAAUGAGUAAAGCUGCAGGUCGUUGUCGUAGGUUGAACAAGUUAUGUUAUGCUUCUAAAUCAAGUUUACCAUGCAUAGUCGCCACUGCUUACUGUGACUCUGCACUUUUGGAACCGUACAUUAACACAGGACUCAACGUCUAUGACAUUAGAGGGCCCUGUGAAGAUAAUAGUACUGAUGGUAUGUGUUAUACAGGUCUCCGCUAUGUCGACCAGUAUAUGAAUUUUCCUGAAGUUCAAGAAACGCUAGGGUCCGACGUGCAUAAUUAUUCUGGCUGUGAUAAUGACGUGUUCACCGGAUUUUUGUUUACGGGCGAUGGAAGUAAACCAUUUCAACAAUAUAUUGCUGAAUUAUUAAAUCACAACAUUCCGGUAUUAAUAUAUGCGGGUGAUAAGGAUUAUAUUUGUAAUUGGCUGGGAAACCAUGCUUGGUCCAAUGAGUUGGAAUGGAUCAAUAAACGUAGGUAUCAGAGAAGGAUGUUAAGACCAUGGGUCAGUAAAGAAACAGGUGAAGAGUUGGGACAAGUCAAGAACUAUGGCCCUUUCACCUUUUUGAGAAUAUACGAUGCCGGUCAUAUGGUGCCCUAUGAUCAACCGGAGGCAAGUUUGGAAAUGGUCAACAGUUGGAUUUCCGGUAAUCGUGCUUUUUCGGAUCUUUCCACCUUGGAAAAUGCUAGUUAG
Molecule: messenger RNA, 1527 nt
Organism: Saccharomyces cerevisiae S288C
Lineage: Eukaryota; Fungi; Ascomycota; Saccharomycetes; Saccharomycetales; Saccharomycetaceae
Gene: ATG42
Product: carboxypeptidase C
Exons: 1
Coding region: 1-1527 (508 amino acids)
Biological process (GO): cellular response to nitrogen starvation; proteolysis; zymogen activation
Cellular component (GO): fungal-type vacuole lumen; vacuolar lumen
Molecular function (GO): serine-type carboxypeptidase activity
Source: RefSeq, marked reviewed